AUGGCGAAAAAGAUUUCCACUUUGAAACCACCAGCCUCUGUUGGGAGAGAAGAUCCAUUAUUUCUUGAGAAAUGGAUAAGAGACUUUGAAAAAAAAUUCACGGCCACAGGAACGCCUGCGGCCCAGAAAGUAGACCAAGCAACAUUUUACUUACACGAAGAUGUCGAUACUUGGCAGAAAUACAAUGAGUUUAAUAGGCUCAACCAGAGCUAUAACAUCAGUGUGCAAGAGUGCGCUCAGAAAUUUAAUGAGUAUGCCCGCUUUUGCCCAACUGUAGUGCCAGUUGAGGGAACUAAGGCUCAGAAGUUUGAAGACGCACUUAACUUUGAUCUUCAGACUCGAAUGGAUGGUAGCACCUCAACUACUUUUGCGGAAGCGUAUGCUAAGGCCUCAAACCUAGAGAGAAUUCUACAGUGUGAGAGAGGGGUGCUAAGUAGACAUAAAAGGAAGGAACCUACUGGCAACAACAACAGUCAAGGGUAUGACAAAAGGCCCAACAACAACAAUGGUGGAUGCUACAAAAUCUGCAAAAAUCAGAAUUCUGGACAACAUGCCCAAAAAGGAAAUAGGAACCAAAAGAACUUUGUUUGCAAGAAGUGUGCCAAGAGCCAUCGAGGGCUCACUUGUCAGGGUGAAAGGAUCAAGUGUUUCGAGUGUGGAGAAGUAGGUCACAAAUCUUUCAACUGUCCUAAGACGCAAGCUCAAAAUGGACCAAAUGGGAAUAAUGGUUACAAUGGAGGUGGAUAUAUAAUUCAAAACUUCAAUAACAACCUCCCUGGUGGAGGAAAUGUUGCACAAAACAAGAACCAGAACAACCACUCUUUUGGAGGUGGAAAUGGAAACUAUGGAAAGAAUGGCAUGGAGGCUACACUGGCGGAAGAAUAA
Beta vulgaris subsp. vulgaris (sugar beet) is the source of this 885-nucleotide messenger RNA. RefSeq lists its product as uncharacterized. Bases 1 to 885 code for a protein of 294 amino acids. The transcript is spliced from 2 exons. Gene Ontology annotation, molecular function: nucleic acid binding; zinc ion binding. The record is from RefSeq and is a predicted model, not a curated record. Lineage: Eukaryota; Viridiplantae; Streptophyta; Magnoliopsida; Caryophyllales; Amaranthaceae.